Molecule: messenger RNA, 1827 nt
Organism: Anopheles cruzii
Lineage: Eukaryota; Metazoa; Arthropoda; Insecta; Diptera; Culicidae
Product: insulin-like growth factor-binding protein complex acid labile subunit
Exons: 11
Coding region: 1-1827 (608 amino acids)
Molecular function (GO): protein binding
Source: RefSeq, a predicted model, not a curated record
AUGCAUCUCACCAUAUCCAGCCGCACCGUCGUGCUCGUCUUCGUGGCACUGCUGGCCCUAACCAGAUCGACCCUGGCCCGCCUGUGUCCGGACGACUGUCACUGUGAUCUUGAUGAAAAGGGACGAUACAGGGCGAUUUGCAACAAAGUCGAGUGGAUAACACCGCCAGUGGCCAACUUCGACCCCAACCUGGAGGUGCUGAUAAUCGCCAACUCACGCCAUCCGGUGGUCGUGGGGACAACGUUUCAGUUCUUCAACAAGCUGGAGGUGCUGCGCGUCAUUGACUCCAACGUGCCAUCGGUCGGCGAUAGUUCGUUCUGGGGUUUGGUGAGGCUGAAAACGAUCGAUCUGUCCCGCAACAACAUCACUCAGCUGUCGGCGAAGAGCUUCCGGGGCCAGGACAAUCUGAUCGAGCUGGAUAUUUCGCGCAACCGGAUCGACCGGAUCGCCAGUGGCUCGUUUGCCCAUCUUAAGGAAAUAAAAAUACUCCACAUGAUAGACUGUUCCAUAGGCAACAUCAACACGAGGCUGUUUCUACACCUGGCCAAGUUGAAGUAUCUUGAUCUGAGUAUGAACUCAAUCGAGGAGCUGGACCCGGAAGUGUUCAAGGAUGUGCAGGACCUGAAAGUAUUCAAAGUUCGCGGGUGUCGUCUGUCCAACGUGAAUCCACAGAUCUACAACAUACUAUCCCACCUGACGGAGCUCGAUCUCGGGCAAAAUCAGUUUAAAUUUCUGGACAAGGAAGAGUUCAAGGAUCUCCGGCAUUUGCGUAAGCUAAGCCUGGACGGGAACCAGCUGUCGGUUAUCGUCGACAAACUGUUCAUCCACCAGAAAGGGCUCAGCUACCUGGACAUUUCCCGGAACCGGCUGGCAAAGAUAGCGGACCGGGCGUUCGAAAACCUGGCCAACCUCACCUAUCUCGACGUCUCGUACAACAAACUGUCCCACAUCGAGCCGGAAUGCUUGCGGCCGCUGCGCAACCUCCAGACACUCAACAUCAGCGGCAAUCUGCAGUUGGAUCUGGGCGAAAUGGAAGAAACGAUACAGACUGUGAAGAACAUUUCCUCCCUGUUCGUCGCCGAUAUGGGUUCACUACCAUUGAACCUGUUCUCUGCCUUCAAGCGGCUGACGGCGCUCAAUUUAUCUGGGAAUCACAUAGAUAACAUCACGAUACAAAUCAUCGAACCGUUGGCGCACCUAAAGUUCCUGGACCUGUCCCGAAACCAACUGAACGGCAUCCCGGAGCGAUACGCGGCCCAGCUGUCGCGAAUCGCGGACGUCAAGCUGGAAAACAAUCCGCUCAUCUGCGACUGGUGCCACAUGGGACCGUUGAUUGUGAAGGCCAAGAAGCUUCUACCGGAUGGUCUGCCGUGGCAGGAGGUGCCCCGGUGCUUUCUGCCGGAACGGUUGCGUGAGGUACGGAUUGACGGGCUCGACCGGGACGGAGUCGAGGACUGCAUGCAGGUGAUAGUGGACGAGGAUCACGAUGCGGCCAGCACGUCGCACAACUUUCUCGAGCAAGCGGGUAGCGUCAGCAUACUGGCGUUCUUCGGGCUGAUCCUGCUCAUCCUGCUCAGCAUCGUGGUCGUGUCGACGGCGCUCUGCCUCUCGCGGCACCGGGCCCGGUACUACACGCACGAGGACAAACGAGACACCAUCCUAGAGAAGCACACGACCGACACGACGGUCGUAACGUCGGGCAGCGAGAUUAACUUCAAGUUCCCGUACAACGAGCGGGUCUGCACCAUCGACGAGAUGCGCAUCCCGCCACCGCCGCCGCCCCCCGGCAAGUUGGCCGGGGCCGCCGACAUCGAGCGGUUCGAUUAA